GUUAUCCACUAACAGGGUAUUUUAUUAUCAAAUUCUCUAUUAUUCUGAUCAAGUAUAUUAGAGAAUAAAUAGUGGCUUACUUGAUGAAUAGACAGUGGUUUGUUUACAUCUUGCGCAUAUGCAAAUUUAGUAGAGAAGUAGGUAACACGUGACCAGAAUCAACCAAUGAGAGCCAAGUAAAUAUAAUAGAACAGUUAAAAUUGGAAUUGUGAAAGGGACAGCACGUGAAUUUAUACAAGCAUUACAUUUGUCGUCGAAUCGUAAUCUACAUUGACGUUUCACUCUGACUUCGUGGAGGACUAUUGUACAGACAUACUGGCGAACUUUUGACGCCAUAUGUGAUAUUUAUUCAUGGUUUUAAGAUCGUUUUAUGAUCGUCCAGCAUCAGUUUCCUUUCUUUGGCAGCGAACUUUUGUUACGAAUUGUGUUACGUCAGUCGACUGGGAUGUUUUCGUAGUGGGACCCGCUAACAAUCAUUUGAUCAUGUAUCGAUUUGGAUGUGAUUCAAGGAUAUUGGUUACAGGACUGUAUUGAUGAUUGUGUCGAGGGAACUGAAUAGCAGCAUAAUUGAUCGAUAGACUUGUUACUCUACAUCAUCGAGUGCCAUGGCGCCUAAGCGUCGCGUGUCUCGGCGAAGCGUUCCAUACGACGUGUCUCGGCCAGAGAACUGGCUUGUGUCUAAACUCAAAGAAGAACUGAAGAAAAUGGGCGUUACACCACCUACGCAUUACAAGCAUACACAUCUGGUCAAACUUUUCAAGGAAACACAGGCCAGAUCAUACGAAACUAAUGUUUCAAACAGUGACGUCAUCUCGGCUAGCUCCACCAGGCAAGGUGCGCGAUCCCAAGAUGCAUCAGUGAUAAAUAACAAUGGCGGUCUAGUUAACAUAGUUGAGGCAUUAACGCAGACUGUAGCUUCUUUACAAGCAAACGUCGUACAGCUUACAGAUAAGGUUACAGCGUUAUCAACAACAAACUCCAGCGGGAACGAAACACGGGUUGGAUCGGCAUGCCAUUCUCUUAUAAAUCCAGACGUGCAUAUUAGCAGGCCAGUGUCUGCCGCUGCCGGCAGUGAGGCUCAAGCCGAACAACAAUCAUUCACCAUUCACACGGCGAUGACGGCGUUUAGCGGGACAUCGACCGGACAAUCGCCGUCACUCUCGUCGCCUUACGUGAGGACAGCAUAUGGAUAUGCGGCAGAAUCCCUGCCACUCAUAGAGACAAUAUCUCCCAACAUUAGGAAACAAAUAAUUGACGGUAAGGAUGUUAAUCUUACAACUUUGUUGAUCCCUUACAUUAAUGGUCCAUCCCCAUCCUCAUCAGAUAAGCCCGACCCACGAUAUACAAGAUCGUUAAACAUCGGGGAAUUCAUCCAAGCCUUUGGGAUUUACAAGAAUAUCUUGUGUUCCGUACACUCUUCUAGGAGGGUGGAGAUGGACCUCUACGAGAGAGAUAUCAUAGACAUGGCUACGCGUUAUAACGGUAAAGGAUUCUAUGAAUACCACUGCCAGUUCUCCAAGAGGGCUGCAGCACAUUUGAGAUAUCAAAAUAUCCUGGUAGACUGGUCCAUCAGAAACAACACUCUGUUUUGCAAUAUUUUUGCCAAUUUGAAGCCAAUCAGCUGUCAACGCUGUAACAGUACAGCACAUACUACGCACUUUUGCCCCAAUAUCUUGACUCCUGCCCCUAAGAUCCAGCAGAACAACUACAAACUUGACUCGCAAACUGAUGUUCAUGGUCGGUACAGAGUAUAUUAUUUGGGUAAAGAAAUCUGCAACAACUUCAAUGGCGAAAGAGGGUGUCAGAAUGCGCGAUGUCAACAUCUUCACAUAUGUGUUACGUGUAAGAAAGAACAUGCAAAACUCCAAUGCCCUAUGCACAUUUCAAAAAACGGGCAUGGCCCUCGUCAGCCACAGGGUCAAGAAGGUUUUGAGACUGGUAUCAAAAAACUACCUGAAAACAGCAUUAUAUGUCGUAAUCUGUUGUCAUCGAGAACACAACCAGAGGUUACAUCUACACUGGUAAAUAAAGAGUUGGAUAAAGGUUUCCUCCUAGGGCCUUUCACAGACAUACCGUAUCAACAGUACCGCAUCAACCCUAUAGGAAUAGCAGAAGGGAAGUACUCCAAGAAGAAACGUCUCAUAGUAGACUUAUCUGCCCCACACAAUGACGACAAACAUCCCAGCUUAAACGAAUUGAUUGAUAAACAGGAGUUUUCAUUACAGUAUGUAACUAUUGAUAAAGCCAUUCAAGUAAUUAAAGAUUCAGGUAAAGGUUGUUGGAUGGGAAAAACUGACAUCACUGAUGCGUUUAAACUAAUACCACUGCAUCCUUCCUUGUGGCCAUUUCAUGGUAUUAAGUGGGACAAUCACUAUUACUUUUAUACUCGGUUGGUGUUUGGGAGCAGGUCAAGUCCAAAAAUUUUUGACCAUCUGUCGCGUGCUAUCUGUUGGAUAGCAGAGAAUAAUUACAACAUCAAGAAUGUGCUUCAUCUACUAGAUGAUUUUUUAAUUGUGACCAAACCUGAAGAACAGGCAGACAUCAUCAUGAAACAAUUCUUGGAGAUUUUUCACACACUUGACAUCCCUUUAGCUGCUCAUAAGACAGUAGGCCCUACUACAGGAUUAGAGUAUUUAGGGAUUUAUCUUGAUUCUGACAAAAUGGAGGCACGAUUACCAGUAGAGAAACGUGAUCGUAUCAUGGAUAUGUUGAAGUCUUUUCAAAGGAGGAAGUCCUGUACGAAACGUGAACUGUUGAGUUUACUUGGUCAUUUCAAUUUUGCAGCCAGAAUCAUUCUUCCGGGUCGCUCUUUCGUGUCGUAUCUAAUCGCAUUGUCAACAACUGUAAAUGAACUACAUCACCAUGUUAAGAUUAGUACGGAAUGUAGAACAGACCUCAACAUGUGGUAUACAUUUUUACAAGGUUGGAAUUGUGUGUCAUUCUUCAUUGAUGAUGAUAUUGUCGCAGCAGCAGAUAUCCAACUGUUUACGGACUCCACUCAACGUUCCUUUGGCGGGUACUACAACAACAAGUGGUUUCAGGGAAAUUUUCCAGACUUGGGUAGUGAGGAAGUCUCGAUGGCAUUUUACGAACUAUAUCCCAUAGUUAUGGCAUGUGUGUUAUGGGGACAUUCCUGGUCUAGGAAACGUAUUCUGUUUAACUGCGAUAAUGCUGCCACAGUAGACAUUAUCAGGAAAGGCAGAAACAAACUGUAUAGCAGACUCUUUAUCUCGUUGGCAGAUGCAGAGAUUUCGGAGCCUAGCACCGAACGCCGAUCCAAAAGCAACUGCAUGCCUUCCCAUGAGAGAUUUGAUGCUGGGUUAAGACAUGAGGUGGAAGUUUUGUGGGAAGCAUCCCUCAACAAGAAUACAAGGACAGCAUACUCAUCAGGACUACGUUGCUUCUUAUCUUUUGCAACCAUGUGUGGCGUGAUAUUUUCUAGGGGUCUACCUUCGAUUUCCGAGGAAGUGUUAGUGUACUUCGUGACCCAUUGCCACCAAAUGUUAAAGUUGAGUGCGGCUACCAUACAAGUGUAUCUAGCUGGGAUUAAAUAUUUCUACAUCAAGGCAGGCCUUGGUGAUCCUAUCGGGGAUUCUACUCAGUUAGCUUAUAUCAUGAGAGGUAUUAAGAAACAGUCGAAACCUACUGCACCGAAACGAUUACCAAUUACGUUUGAAAUAUUAAAAAGUAUCUGUUCACUUUUGAAUGGUGAUGUUUUCUCGCCAUACAUGGAUUUACAAUUAGUGUGCAUGUGUCAGAUGGCCUUUUUUGGAUUCCUAAGGUGCGGUGAAAUAACGGUUAGGAAUAAAACAAAUGAUCAAGGUUGUGUAUAUAUGAAAGAUAUCUUUAUAGCGCAGGACAAAUCUUUUUAUACUUUUACGUUGAGAAAAUCAAAAUGUGAUGUGUUUCAUCAAGGUGUCGUUAUCACUAUCCACGAAAAUAAUGCUGUUUCUCCAGUAAAGACUAUGGAUCGUUUAUACAGUCUUCGUCUUAAAGCUGGUGCUACACCUGAUACACCACUAUUUUGUGACAGAUAUAGAUCAGACGCCUUAUCCAGAGACAAAUUUUUAGAAUAUCUUAAACAAAUUUUAGACAGGUUAGGGCUUGGUGACAAACCUUACAGUGGUCACUCUUUCCGGAUUGGAGCAGCUACCACAGCUGCUGCUGCAGGAGUAGAGGAUCAUGUGAUCCAAACAUUAGGACGAUGGUCAUCAGACUGUUAUACAAGAUAUAUCAGAACCUCCCAACAUGUCCUAUGUCAAGCUCAAAACAGCAUGUGUAAUAUUUAGGUCAUGUUAAACUAAGGGUGAAGGACAUGGUGUUUUCUUUUAUAUAUGUGGUACAUUGUCAAUAUUAUUAUCUUCUUGGGGCUCUCAUUCAUUGUUGCUAUACACACACAGCACAAUUCAUUCGUUUGGCCAUUAGAAUUCCAGGGAAUUCUUUUUCCCCAUUCAGAUAAUAACUACCUUUACAGGUUAUAUCAAAUUAAUUAAUUGGAUCAUGUGUUUUUAAUAUGAAGUUAUGGUUAUAUUUUAGUAAAUGUAUACAACAUGGUGAGUAGCCCCCAAGAAGAGCCAAAAUUAAGAUUGUAAUUCAUGUUGCUGAGAAAUCUAAAAGUAAUAAAUCAUAUUCGAAUUUUAUCUAUGACUUUUCUUGUAUGUUGUGUAUAAAAUGGAAAUUUGUUUAAUUUGAGUUUAUACACAACAUAUAUAUAUAUAUAUUGCUAGCUACUGGUUAUCCACUAACAGGGUAUUUUAUUAUCAAAUUCUCUAUUAUUCUGAUCAAGUAUAUUAGAGAAUAAAUAGUGGCUUACUUGAUGAAUAGACAGUGGUUUGUUUACAUCUUGCGCAUAUGCAAAUUUAGUAGAGAAGUAGGUAACACGUGACCAGAAUCAACCAAUGAGAGCCAAGUAAAUAUAAUAGAACAGUUAAAAUUGGAAUUGUGAAAGGGACAGCACGUGAAUUUAUACAAGCAUUACAUUUGUCGUCGAAUCGUACCCACCCACCAUCCCCAGGUCAUCACCAUAGGGUAGCGAUAUAUAUAGUCAUGUAUUUAAUAAAUCUUGAUCAGGUGUAAACAUGUAACUUUUAACAUAGAAUUGUAAUCAUAUAGUAAUUGAUUUUAUGUUUGAGGUCAUUGUUGGAUCUCUAUCUUAGUUUGAUGUUUUUGUUGCAUUAAACACAUGCAGUUAUAUGGGCUACUCACCACAUAUUAUGUUUGUGUUCAGGUUUAUUAUGUUUUGUUUCAACCUAUUCUAGUCACUAGUAGCUUGCGGCUUUAGUUUAUUUUGUUGUAGUUUUGUAGUAUAUAUAUGUAACCAUCCAGUUCCUUUACCCUGUUCCAGGGUUUAGUUAUUUAACCUGUUCCAGGUUACCUCCCUUAGUUGAGAUGUACCCUGUUCCAGGGCUUAGUUAUAUAACCUGUUCCAGGUUACCUCCCUUAGAGAUUUACCCUGUUCCAGGGCUGAGUUAUGUAACCUGUUCCAGGUUACCUCCCUUAGUUGAGAUGUACCCUGUUCCAGGGCUUAGUUAUAUAACCUGUUCCAGGUUACCUUAAUUAGUGGAGAUUUGCCCUGUUCCAGGGAUUAAUUAUGUAACUUGUUCCAGGUUACCUCCCUUAGUUGAGAUGUACCCUGUUCCAGGGCUUAGUUAUAUAACCUGUUCCAGGUUACCUUACUUAGUGGAGAUUUGCCUUGUUCCAGGGCUUAGUUACAUAACCUGUUCCAGGUUACCUCCCUUAGUUGAGAUGUACCCUGUUCCAGGGCUUAGUUAUGUAACCUGUUCCAGGUUACCUCCCUUAAUUUGAGAUUUACCCUGUUCCAGGGUUUUCAUUACACAACCUGUUCCAGGUUACCUCCCUUAGUUGAGAUGUACCCUGUUCCAGGGCUUAGUUAUAUAACCUGUUCCAGGUUACCUUCCUUAGAGAUUUACCCUGUUCCAGGGCUUAGUUUAAUGUAACCUGUUCCAGGUUACCUUACUUAGUGGAGAUUUGCCUUGUUCAAUGGCCAUUAGAAUUCCAGGGAAUUCUUUUUCCCCAUUCAGAUAAUAACUACCUUUACAGGUUAUAUCAAAUUAAUUAAUUGGAUCAGGUGUUUUUAAUAUGAAGUUAUGGUUAUAUUUUAGUAAAUGUAUACAACAUGGUGAGUAGCCCCCAAGAAGAGCCAAAAUUAAGAUUGUAAUUCAUGUUGCUGAGAAAUCUAAAAGUAAUAAAUCAUAUUCGAAUUUUA
This is a messenger RNA of Pecten maximus, 6226 nucleotides long. RefSeq lists its product as uncharacterized. Gene Ontology annotation, molecular function: DNA binding. Gene Ontology annotation, biological process: DNA recombination; DNA integration. Bases 606 to 4289 code for a protein of 1227 amino acids. Lineage: Eukaryota; Metazoa; Mollusca; Bivalvia; Pectinida; Pectinidae. The record is from RefSeq and is a predicted model, not a curated record. The transcript is spliced from 4 exons.